AUGGCCAAGACCCCUGGUGAUCAUCUGCUAAACACCCUGGAGGAGCUGCUGCCCUAUGACUUCGAGAAGUUCAAGUUCAAGUUGCAGAACACCAGCCUGGAGAAGGGCCACUCCCGGAUCCCCCGGGGCCUUCUGCAGAUGGCCAGGCCAGUAAAGCUGGCCAGCCUGCUGCUCACCUACUAUGGGGAGAAGUAUGCUGUAAGGCUCACCCUGCAGAUACUGAGGGCCACCAACCAGCGCCAACUAGCUGAGGAGCUUCGCAAAGCCACAGGCCCAGAACAUUUAACGGAAGAAAAUAGACCUGGUGGUUCUGUUCAGUCUUCCGGAGACACUAAGCCCAAGAGCGUGAAAGCGCCAGAUGCCCUGGAAGGUGAUGGGACCAGGCCGAGUGGUGAUGGAUCACAGAACCUGCCACCCAGCCAGUCUGUAGGAGAGAAGGGAUCCCAGAAGAAGUCUCAGGUCAAGAGGAAGGAUCAGAGGGGCCCUGAGAGCCUGGACUCACAGACCAAGCCAUGGGCCAAGAGUACAGCACCACUCUAUAGAAGAGGCCCGGGCACCACACAGUGCCCAGGGAACAAAGACAGCGAGGCAAAUGCCCAGCUCCGCAGGAAUGCCAGCUCCGCAGGAAGGCUGCAGGGACUCUACAACAGUAGCCCCGGGAGGAGAGAAAGCAAGAAAGCUGAAGCGUAUCUGCCUUCAGGAAAGAAGCGUCCCAGAAGUCUUGAGAUUACCGCUUAUUCAAGCAAAGGAGAACCUCCAGGUGCAGAAGCUCUUCUGGCUCCAGAGGAAACAAUGACUGUGAAUCCACUCUCUUCCCCUGGUCCCAUGAGAGUAGCCGUCCUGAAUGAAGAGACUACUGCAGUUCUAGAAAAGAGCUCAGGGAAUCCAGAACCUUCCAUGGUCCCCAACGAAGAAACACUCAGGAACAUCCCUUCCAAAACAUCGUUGACUAGAGAGAAGAAACGCACUAUAUCCUUGAAGGAAAAUGAAACUGGAAGACCAGAGACCCCGGAGAGUUCGGGGAAGACGGCUGGCAGUUCAUUCUGUGAGUCCUGUAAUCCAGAGGUGUCUCUGUCACCAUGUGAAAACGCAGCCCAAACUCCAGAGGACCCGGCACCCUCAGGACCGACAGCUUGUAAAGGAAGGUCACAGGACAAGGCUGCAUGUCCUCUUUGCCACACCCAGGAAGGAGACCCGCAUAGUGGUACCUGUGUGCAGAGUUCCUUCAGCAGCUCCAUUGCUCCCGGGGACCCCAAGGCCCCAGACAGAUGCUCAUCCAUAUGCAUCCAGUGCCAAAGUUCACUUGCAGGAAAGCACUGUGGAGACCAGAGCCCCCAGUCCCUACCGCAGUGCCCACGUCACAUGAAGCAGGUGCAGCUGCUCUUCUGUGAGGACCACAGGGAGCCCAUCUGCCUCAUCUGCAGGCUGAGUCAGGAGCAUCAAGGCCAUCGAGUGCGUCCCAUUGAGGAGGCUGCACUGGAGUAUAAGGAGCAAAUCCAGAAGCAGCUGGAGCUUCUGAGGGAGCUGAGGGGAUGUGUGGAGCAACACAGACUACAUGGAGACAAGAAGACAGAGAACUUCCUGAAAGAAACAGAAAUCCAGCAGCAGAGGGCUUCCUAUCAGCUUGAGAAGCUAUACCAGUUCCUGGAGCAGCAAGAGCAACUCUUUGUGGCCUGGCUGCAGGAACUGGGCCAGACCAUUGGCAAGGUCCGAGAGACUCAUGACACCCAGGUUUCCCGAGACAUUGCCCUCUUAGAUAAACUGAUUGGAGAACUGGAGGCCAAGCAAGACCAGCCAGAAUGGAAGCUUAUGCAGGACGUUGGAGUCACAUUGCACAGGGCCAAGAUGGUGACUGUCUCUGAGUCACUGGCCACUCCUCCAGAUGUCAAAGAAAAGAUCCACCUGCUCUACCAGAAAUCAAAGUUUGUGGAGAAGAGUAUGCAGAACUUCUCAGAAACACUGCGCUCUGAGAUGGAGACAUUUGAUGGUGUGGCUGUAGCAAAAUGCGGAGGGCACCAGCCUAGCAUGCCACAGACCCAGGGUGUGAUGCCCAGCGCUUACCUAAAGUGGGAUGCUGAAAACACACAGGACUAUGAUAUAGUACUGUACCCGGAAGUGGAAGCUGGAGGCGCAGGAUCUCAGGAUGACCUUCAGCCCCAGCAAGCUCAAGGCCGGCCUGAGCUACGGGAGACCAACAAACGGAAAACCAGAUCUUUCCUGAAAUGGAAACCUUCAUUUUUCCAGAAGUGAUUGGUGCUCAGGAACGUGCUGGAAGAGUGUGAGAUUUGGAAACAAGUCAUAUGCUGCCUGACAGUCCCCAAAGAUUCUAAAGUCACAUCAUCAUCCUGGAUACGCCUAGCUUUGACUCCAGCUGCCAUCACUGGGAGGUGGAGUUUGACACGAGACUGCGGGUCCUGGGAGCAUGGAAAGCAGCAGCAAGCAGGGAACUACAACUCUGCAGAGAAUGGCUCCUGGGUGACAACGGUGGCAAAGCAACAUGAAUCCACUUCUCUCCCAACUGUGAAUGGGGCACACAGCUAGGAACCUUCCCCUUACAGCAUGACAGCCAGGUCCCACACCUACACUUCACCAGCUUCUCCUCCUUUAGUUCCCAUCAACCUGGGGCACAGGAUGAAGGGAAGAACAUGGCUCUUCUGAUCCAGUCAGACCAGAGACUUCACAGAGUGCCCAGCACUGUACCUCCAUUCUGGCCCCUGGUCUUCUGUCUUGCUUUCCUUCACUCAGCAGUCAGUAGCGAAGUAUCAGCUGAUAUAAGGGAUGUAAUAAACAAGAAAACAACAUUAGGCUGGAUGCAGUGGUGCAUGCCUACAAUCCUAACAGCCUGAGAGCCUGAGGCAGGAUGGUGCCUGUGAGUUUGGGUCUAGCCUGUUGGAUUUCAGGUUAUUCUGACUGUGGCCCAGCCUCCAUACAAAAAGAAAGAAAAUAAUGCUGGUGCCUGUAUUAGUUAGUACCCCUGGUGCUGUAAUAAAAACCCCCGCCAAAAGCAACUUGGAGAGGAAGCCUUUAUUCUGAUUCAUAGAUCAAGAGAUUAGAACAUCAUGGCAAGUCAGUUACAGUGGCAGGAACUAGAGGCAGAUAGUCACUUUGCUUCGUCAAGAGGCAGAGAGUGACGAACUUUGAAAGCCCAUCUUCCUCCUUUGUUAUGCAGUCCGGACGCGGCUCUAGGGCAGGUUGCCACACAGGUUACAGGAAGGGUAUUCCCAAGUCAAUCAGCCUCAUCAAGAAGCACUCUCUCAAUCACGCAGGGAAGCUUGGCCCUGGAGCGAGCACACAGCUUGUGAGUUGAGAACCUUCAGAGUGUGCUAGAAGCACACCAAAUGCUCACAGAGAUACUCCAACACUGGCGAGCAAAGGUGAAGACGGCACACACAGUAACGACACGCAGUGGCGUUCAGAAGAGGAAGUGCAUGGCUGAUGGGAAAUUCUGCAUGAAUCAGUACUCUCAGAUGUACUUGGGACAGAAGAUUCCACUUCACUUUCCCUCCUUGGGGCAAGAAUGUGUCCUGUCUGCCCUAGUCUCAAGGACACAGAAAACCUACAGGAAAUAAAUAUACACAGACUCCAAGAGGGGCACACACUCUUCCUAUCUCUUUGGUUCUCACUCUUUUCUCAUUUUGGUUUUUCUGAGACAGGGUUUCUCUAAGUAGCCCUGGCUGUCCUGGAACUUGUUCUAUAGACCAGGCUGGUCUCAAACUCACAGAGCUCCACCUGCCUCUGCCUCCCGAGUGCUGGGAUUAAAGGUGCACACCACCACUGCCCGGCUCAGUUCUUACUCUCUGGGUUGUGAAGGUGCCAUCUUUAAAGGCUCCACCACAUUUGGCUCUCCAUAUCAUGCAUUGUAUCGCCAGUGCUCUCCCUCCAUCUCAAGGUCUGAUCAUGGCCAUGACUGUUAUAUUCUAAAUCUCAUACCUGAAGGGAAUUAUACAUCAGCUUUCUUUCAGGCAGACCGCUGCUAUUCUUAACAUUAUAAGUGCUGUAUUGUAACUUGCCUUUUAAUUUAUUCUAUUUAUUGGUUGUAUUGUAUUGUACUACAUUAACAUAUGAUUUAACCACAGCCUUGAAGGCAGGCUGUACAUGUUUUACUAGAUAACAAUAUCACUCUUGUGUGUGUGUGUUUGUGCAUGAAUGCGUAUGGUGUGCCUGUCUGUAUGAUGGCUAUACAUAUGUGUGUAAAUAUGCAUGUAUAUGGAUAUGCAGAGCAGAGAUCAACCUCAGAUCAUUCCU
Molecule: messenger RNA, 4245 nt
Organism: Arvicola amphibius (Eurasian water vole)
Lineage: Eukaryota; Metazoa; Chordata; Mammalia; Rodentia; Cricetidae
Gene: Mefv
Product: MEFV innate immuity regulator, pyrin
Exons: 10
Coding region: 1-2250 (749 amino acids)
Molecular function (GO): zinc ion binding
Source: RefSeq, a predicted model, not a curated record